GUCACUCGCGCCCGGACUUUCCCCCUGAAAAGCCCGGAGCCGCCGCGCGCCCGCCCGGGGAGGCCGUGAGUCCGGGAGUCGGGCCGGCGCGUGUCCUUCUUUCUUCUGCGUCCCCCCCGUCGAGUGCGCCAGGUCCAUGACCAUGACCGCCGUCGCCGCAGACACCAUGCGCUCGGACGCCGAGGAGGCCCGGGAAGUGGCCACAGAUGUCUUUAAUUCCAAAAACCUGGCCGUCCAGGCACAGAAGAAAAUCUUGGGUAAGAUGGUGUCCAAGUCUAUCGCCACCACCUUGAUCGACGACACGAGCAGUGAAGUCCUGGACGAGCUGUACAGAGUGACCAAGGAGUACACCCAGAACAAGAAAGAGGCCGAGAAAAUCAUCAAAAACCUCAUCAAAACCGUCAUCAAGCUGGCCAUCCUCUACAGGAAUAACCAGUUCAAUCAAGACGAGCUGGCGCUGAUGGAGAAGUUCAAGAAGAAAGUGCAUCAGCUGGCCAUGACGGUGGUCAGUUUCCACCAAGUGGAUUAUACCUUUGACCGCAACGUGCUGUCCCGGCUGCUCAACGAGUGCCGGGAGCUGCUCCACCAGAUCAUCCAGCGUCACCUCACCGCCAAGUCCCACGGACGGAUUAAUAAUGUCUUUGAUCAUUUUUCAGAUUGUGAUUUUUUGGCCGCUUUGUACAAUCCCUUUGGGAAUUUUAAGCCCCACUUACAAAAACUCUGUGAUGGUAUCAACAAAAUGUUGGAUGAGGAGAACAUCUGAGCGCACACGCACAGGUCAUGACUGCUCGCGAGGUCUUGGAAGAUGGAGCACUGCUGAUUUGUGAAGGAGAAAGGGAUUUCUGAGCGAUGACCCGUAUGGAGGCCUUUACCACAUUCACUCGUCCGACGUUAAUGGUAGUGUUUUCUGAGGCUCUUCGCAUUGUCAGAUGUACUGGCUGAGAGCUUCCUCAUACUUGGCCGCAGGCUGACAAUGUGGAGUUAUACCUGGAAAAGUCCUUCUGGCUUCAAACCUCAGAACAUCUUCCUCGAUGUGGUGGUCGUGUCGGUGGCACAUUGGAUAUUAUAUGUACAGAACUAUGUAUUUUGGUUUUCUUAUAUUUCUUUCUAUGGACAUGUACCUCUUUUUAGAAGCCAACAGCUUUCUCCUGCUGUCAUUGUUCUUUUUGCAACAGUCUCAUUUUCCAGCCUACCUUUUGUUAAAGAUUUUGUCCUUGACAUUCAGGAAUCAAGUCUUAAUUGUGAAUUAAGGUAGUCAAACUGAACCCAUGGAAAAGUAGAAAACUCCUUCUGUGAAAUCAUUAUUGUAAAAACAACUCCUUUGACAUGAUGAAUAAUGUUGAUUAUCUAUGCUUCUGGACUGGAGAGAUAGUUUGAUAGGUAUCUUGCAGGUAGGAUGCUUGCCUUGCAUGCAGCCAAUCCUGGUUUUAUCUCUGGUACCAUGUAGAGACACCCAAGAGUGCUAGGAGUGGUGAGCACAAAGCCAGGAGUAAACCCUGAGUACCAGCAGGCGUGAUCCAGAAAUCAUACACAUUAACACACGCACACACACACACACACACACACACACACACACACACACACACACACUCUCUCUCUCUCUCUCCUGGAAUCAAGUUUUUUCAGCAGUGCCAGGAAUUGAACCUAGGGCCUCACACAUACAAGGCAAGUGCUUUACUGUUAAGCCAUAUACCCUGGCCUAUGUUCUGUCUUUUAGUACCAGCAGUUAUACUUCCCCAAAAUGUGAUAAUUUCCCCAAACCAUAAUGGCAUGUCAUGGCCCUAGAAGGCUUGCUGAGAGCUUAACUUUCAUGUUAUCUUUGAACAUUUUCUGAUGAAAUCUUAAUUUUUAAUAUCUGUUUCAAGUCUAACAGACAGAAUCUAGAUAGUUCCUGACAUUGGAACAGUAAAAAGUGGUGUCAAGAAUUGUAAAUCAAUCAUUUGGUAAGAGAUUCACCAAAUUAUUUAGGGGAGUGGGGGGGGGCAAAAGGGAAUAAGGGAUAUUGCUGCAGAACAUGAAAA
Sorex araneus (European shrew) is the source of this 2021-nucleotide messenger RNA. RefSeq names its product TNF alpha induced protein 8 (gene TNFAIP8). Lineage: Eukaryota; Metazoa; Chordata; Mammalia; Eulipotyphla; Soricidae. The coding region runs from base 137 to 763 and encodes 208 amino acids. Gene Ontology annotation, cellular component: cytoplasm. Gene Ontology annotation, molecular function: cysteine-type endopeptidase inhibitor activity involved in apoptotic process. The transcript has 2 exons. The record is from RefSeq and is a predicted model, not a curated record. Gene Ontology annotation, biological process: regulation of apoptotic process.